CAACAUAUUAUUUCUUAUUACACAUAGCGCCAGUAAUCUCCUGUCGUACAAAAAAAUUCUACUCCAUUUCAACCUGACACAUCAAUAUCUGGUAAUGAUAAAUGCAACCAGCAAAAAGUAAUCAAAAAUUCAUAAAAUUGGUAACAAAUGAUCAAAUUUUAUUUUAUUAAAAGUAUUAUAAAAUCGUUUAAUAUUUAAUGCAGUGAUAUUAUAAUUAAUCGAUAUUUUCACGAACACAAGUAAAACGAUAGAAACCAAACAGAAAUUUGUUUUAUUUCCAAAAUAUUGUAACAAGUUCUACUUUGGAUGUUUCAUAUAAUUUUUGGAUAUUCUUGUGCAUUCUGAACUCUCCCUACCUUCCUAAUAAACAAAUAAAUGCAAUUCACGCGAUACCAAACGAAAAAUCUCAAACAGAAACAAACGGACAAUUAAAAUAUCUCAAACUCGUUAAUUUAAAUAAAAAUCCACCGAUUCAAUCUCCCUUACAAACGUAACAAACAAAACCAUAAUUAAACGUCCACUGUCUUAUCCGUUUUAACAAUCUGUCUCAACAGUUUAAAAAUUCCAGAUCCAUUAAACCUAAAUUUCCCCUUCAAACCAACAAAAAGUUAAUUAAAAUUCCUCUACGCAUUUCAUUUUAAAUUAUCAAAGAAACUCGAAGGCCACUGAAGUAGGAAAUCUCGCAACAACUCCUUAAGAAGUUCGCCUAAUCCAGUGAAAGAAGAAAAAAACGUAGAAAAAAAUUGAGAAAAGAAAGAAAGGAACGUUGGAAGUGGUUCGAUCAAUGAUUCGAGGGUCAUGGAAUAGAAAAAGACGAAUUCCAAGCGGAUGUCGAUCGGGACGAAUGUCAAUGUCAGGUGUAGUUGAUUUUAUUGGACAGGGCGUCUCCCAUUCGCGCGUUCUCCCAUCGAUGAACACGUGCCCCAUGGAGCGAAACCUUUUCUCCCAGGUGCUAUAUAAAGACGAGGGGACGAAGUGGACACCAUGAGACCGGACCAAGGCACCUUGGCGAGUACUGUACCUCAGAUAGCGCGCAAGGAGCCACGUUUGUUUCACGAGAUGAAGACCCUGAUUGUUCUCUCGGCCGUGUUGGCAGCAGUAUACGCGCGUCCAGGCCUUCUACUGGCGCCACAGGUAGCAGCUCUAGCGUCGCCUGUUACCAUCACCAAACUAGUACCUGGUGCACCCAUCGGUCUAGAUGGCCGAGUCGUAGACACUCCGGAAGUGACUCUCGCAAAAGCAGAACACGCAGCAGCCCACAUCAACGAAAGAAUCACUUUGGCUAACGAAGCAUUCAAAUCUGCUGAUUUAAUCGCUUACACGGGACCUGUAAUCACCAGUAGCCUGCAACCUGUGGCUGUUGCAGCCAAAAUCGUUCCUCCAGCUCCUCUAGGACCCGAUGGCCGCGUUGUCGACACACCGGAAGUCGCUUUAGCCAAAGCAGAGCACGCUGCUGCUCAUAUCAACGAGAAACUUGAACACGCUGUUGAACAAGCAUCGAAAGGGACUUUGGAGCUUCCUGUGGUUCUGUCCACAUACUCUGCACCAGUUAUUCAAAAGGUUUUGAUAUAAGGACAGGACAUGACUGGCUGGAUUGUCUUUCGUGGCGAUGUUGGUUACGUGGAACACUCAUUUUUUGUACAUAAUUGUAAGCUGAUUAAAUAAAGCGAUA
Messenger RNA from Bombus pyrosoma, 1672 nucleotides. RefSeq lists its product as uncharacterized. The transcript is spliced from 2 exons. Bases 985 to 1572 code for a protein of 195 amino acids. The record is from RefSeq and is a predicted model, not a curated record. NCBI's taxonomy places the organism in Eukaryota, Metazoa, Arthropoda, Insecta, Hymenoptera, Apidae.